GCAGCAGAGAAUGGUAACACCGAUAUCAUCGAUUCACUCUUGAAGGCGGGUUCAAAAUUGGAUGAUCAGGACUCCGAAGGCUUCAGUGCUUUGCAUGCUGCGGCUGCCUGUCGCACGUCAGACGGACUCAAGGCACUUCUCCAUAAACACGGUGCGGACAUGAAUGCACGGCUCUUGAACGGCAGUCUCCCAAUCCAUUCGGCUGCAUCAAGGGGCACCCCGGAGAAUCUUGGAGUAUUGCUCGAUGCUGGCGCGGACAUCAACGCCACAGACGACAAGGGUCGCACAGCUCUGCAUUGGGCAGCGGACAGUGGCAACUGGGAGACGAUCGAAGCUCUCCUCAACCGGGGAGCCCUGGCAAAUGUUAAGUCUCAAGACGAGGGGGUCAACACCCCGGUGGACAUGGCUUGUUUGGCAAGGGAUGAAGCUAUUUCGGAUUGUAGGACCUUCUCGGAGGACUGGGAUGAUGAAAAAAUAGAGGGGCUGUUGCAGAGACUGAAAGAAGCGUCGGAAUGAGUGAGAAGUUGAGUGUCCGGUGAGAUGGUGAUAGCUCAACGAGCACUAAAUCUCCCUUUCGAGCUACCUAGAAAAGCAAAGCAAAUCAAAUGUAUUGUUC
Aspergillus eucalypticola CBS 122712 is the source of this 616-nucleotide messenger RNA. Its product is annotated as ankyrin repeat domain-containing protein. Bases 160 to 516 code for a protein of 118 amino acids. Gene Ontology annotation, molecular function: protein binding. The transcript has a single exon. The record is from RefSeq and is a predicted model, not a curated record. Lineage: Eukaryota; Fungi; Ascomycota; Eurotiomycetes; Eurotiales; Aspergillaceae.